AUGUUCUGGUGCUCAUGUGUCAAGAGAUACAAAAGGAGUUCUCUCUGCUUAUAGGAUUAAAAAAAAAUUGUCAUGCUGACCUCAAAGAGGAAGUCUUGUGCUUGGACAAGAACCUUGCGACACACAGUUUGAUAGAGGCAGAAACUUUUAUUUCAUCAUUUCUGAAAAAGAAGAGUAGUAACGGAAGCAAGUGAAAUGUUUGGUCUUGGACAAUUGCGCCUUGUUGCCAGAAUUUUUCUUCAAAGUUUAUACAUCGGUCUCCUGUGAGUUGGUUGGUAGGAAUCCGUUCUGAAUCAGUCAAUUCUUGGUGCCCUGAUAAAAUCAAAUCUGUGUACCUGCAAACCUGAGGGCUGGCUGCUGAGCUGCAGUAACUACACCAGGGGAAGACAGCAUGGGACAAACGGAUUCUACACCUAAACCCAACACUGGCAGACGAGCCACCUCCACCACAGCAGCCCCAACGACCACCUCUGCACCAUGUCUCUCUAACAACCUUGCCGACAAGGAAUAUUUAAUCUUGGCCUUUUGUUCUGGGGUUCUACUGACACUGCUGCUGCUGGCACUUGCCUUCCUUGUCAUAAAGAGCUACAAAAAAUGUUGCUCCAGUCCCCAGGCCCUGGAGCCUCACUCAGGUCCUCCGGCCAAGCUUUCAUCCAUCCCAGAGGAAUCACUUACCUAUGCCAGAAUGACUUUCAAAACCUCAGAAGAAAAGGGCAAUCACUUGACUAAGAACUGUUCUGCAGACUCGGACCUCACAGUCUAUACUCAAAUUAAAGCAGCACACUCACUCUGCCUUUCCGAUGAGGCUUGAAUCCAGUUCUCCGCAUCUCAGUGCUAUCUUCAUACACGUUUUUCUUUAACAAAUUUUAGACCACAGCCUGUGUGAAACUGCAGUCAGAGCUGUUUAGGUGUGAUCUGGCAAUGCUAUCCAGCAGUAUUGAAGACCAGUGUUCAGUCUUUUGCCUGGCCAGAGAAAAGCUUGCUGGCCCUUCCGCUGGAACUGACAGACUGUUAGCCCCGUGAGGGCUGAGACUGCUUCCCUCACGCCCUUCCAAAAUGUGUGACUCAGAGCACAGAGUAUUCACCCAGCGUCGGGGAUCAACUUGGGAGGAGUCAACCAAAUGAACCAUCUAUCAAGAAUUUCAAAUAAAGGCAAACCCUCCAC
Molecule: messenger RNA, 1165 nt
Organism: Microcebus murinus (gray mouse lemur)
Lineage: Eukaryota; Metazoa; Chordata; Mammalia; Primates; Cheirogaleidae
Gene: C2H1orf162
Product: chromosome 2 C1orf162 homolog
Source: RefSeq, a predicted model, not a curated record